GCGCCUUCGAGAUGGGCUACUCAGGCGGCGACGACCAACGCAGCGCUUCGAUAACGACACCCAUUGCAGUCUGUAUGGGCAUUUCUUUGUACAAUGUUAUUGAGCUCAACGUUCUUAUCCUCACGACGUUCAAGACGCGGAAGAGCUUGUACUUUUGGAGCUUUCUGGCUGCUACGAAUGGGAUUGCACCUCAUACUAUCGGCUUCCUUCUCAAGAACUUGGUCUUUUCUGAUAACUUUGUUUUAUAUAUCACACUUAUUUCUGUUGGUUGGGUUUUGAUGGUCACGGGCCAAUCGCUCGUUUUAUACUCUCGACUACACCUUAUUUUCUGGAACCAGUUUAUUCUAAAGCUUGUGCUGGCUAUGAUUAUCACCAAUGCUGUUGUUUUGCAUAUUCCGAUUAUUAUUCUCAUGUACGGCGCCAACAGCAGCGACAAAAAUCCAUGGGUCCAUCCUUAUCAGAUCUACGAGAAGAUUCAAGUCACGGUGUUCUUUUUCCAAGAACUCAUUAUCUCGGCGAUUUACAUCAAAGCGUGCUCCUCGUUCUUCGGGACCGAGGGGCUUUUAUACCGGAAAGGUGUUCAACGAAUGAGAAGACAUCUGCUCUUUGUCAACGUUAUCAUAAUCCUUCUCGACAUUCCGAUCCUGGUCCUCGAAUUCGCAGACUUUUACGACUUUCAGACAGCUUACAAAGCGAUUGUCUACAGUAUCAAGUUGAAGCUUGAGUUUAACCUUUUGAAUCGGCUUGUGGAGGUUGCAAAAGGGAAUGAUACACGUGGGACGGAGAGUGGAAAUCAAAUUGUGCAUUUGAAUGUUUUUGAGCAAGAUGGUGCUGGAUAUGUGGCCAAGGACAGCGAGUGUGGAAACAUGGCAAGGGAUGCAAACACGAAGAGACGAAAACGAGGAGACUCGAUGGCGGAUGAUAGGAUAUUGAUUGAGACGGAAAUAUCUGUUACUUGUGUUGAAAGGAGGGAGGAUGAUAAUGACAGUACGGGAUGAAGGAUGUCGAUAUAGGACUAAAUUAAUGAAUGAAAUGGCUUUAACUCUUCAA
Fusarium oxysporum Fo47 is the source of this 1050-nucleotide messenger RNA. RefSeq lists its product as uncharacterized. The coding region runs from base 12 to 998 and encodes 328 amino acids. The record is from RefSeq and is a predicted model, not a curated record. Lineage: Eukaryota; Fungi; Ascomycota; Sordariomycetes; Hypocreales; Nectriaceae. The transcript has a single exon.